AUGAUUAAAGACCAAUGUCCUGAUCCUGAGAGAAAACUAAAGAAGAUUUACGAGAGGAUUGCUUUUAUUUCAAAGAGUGAAGAAGAUACAUAUUUCAUGAAGCAUAUCCGUAUUAGCCAUCAGCUGCAGAAAGUCAAACGCCUUCAGCUUGAAAUUACAACAUUGGCUGCAAUAGGUUGCUUCAAAAAAAGGAAUGGAGCAUGCAGAGGGUACACUGAAAUCCUGGAGACACCAGAGAAGAAGCUUGAUGAUAAAGUCCUGGAGACACCUGAGAAGAAGCUUGAUGAUAAGGCCCUGGAGACACCAGAGAAGAAGAAGCUUGAUGAUAAGGUCCUGGAGACACCUGAGAAGAAGCUUGAUGAUAAGGUCCUGGAGACACCAGAGAAGAAGCUUGAUGAUAAAGUCCUGGAGACACUGAGAAGAAGCUUGACGAUAAGGUCCUGGAGACACCUGAGAAGAAGCUUGACGAUAAGGUCCUGGAGACACCUGAGAAGAAGCUUGACGAUAAGGUCCUGGAGACACCAGAGAAGAAGCUUGAUGAUAAAGUCCUGGAGGACCCCUGAGAAGAAGCUUGAUGAUAAGGCCCUGGAGACACCAGAGAAGAAGAAGCUUGAUGAUAAGGUCCUGGAGACACCUGAGAAGAAGCUUGAUGAUAAGGUCCUGGAGACACCAGAGAAGAAGCUUGAUGAUAAAGUCCUGGAGACACUGAGAAGAAGCUUGACGAUAAAGUCCUGGAGACACCUGAGAAGAAGCUUGACGAUAAGGUCCCUGGAGACACCUGAGAAGAAGCUUGACGAUAAGAUCCUGGAGACACCAGAAAGAAGUCUGGAGACACCUGAGAAGAAGCUUGACGAUAAGGUCCUGGAGACACCAGAGAAGAAGCUUGAUGAUAAAGUCUGGAGACACCUGAGAAGAAGCUUGAUGAUAAGGCCCUGGAGACACACCAGAGAAGAAGAAGCUGAUGAUAAGGUCCUGGAGACACCUGAGAAGAAGCUUGAUGAUAAGGUCCUGGAGACACCAGAGAAGAAGCUUGAUGAUAAAGUCCUGGAGACACCUGAGAAGAAGCUUGACGAUAAAGUCCUGGAGACACCUGAGAAGAAGCUUGACGAUAAGACACCAGAGAAGAAGCUUGAUGAUAAAGUCCUGGAGACACCUGAGAAGAAGCUUGAUGAUAAGGUCCUGGAGACACCAGAGAAGAAGCUUGGUGAUAAGGUCCUGGAGACACCUGAGAAGAAGCUUGACAAUAAGAUCCUGGAGACACCUGAGAAGAAUCUUGAUGAUAAGACACCAGAGAAGUAA
Messenger RNA from Gigantopelta aegis, 1299 nucleotides. RefSeq names its product triadin-like. The record is from RefSeq and is a predicted model, not a curated record. The transcript has 4 exons. Lineage: Eukaryota; Metazoa; Mollusca; Gastropoda; Neomphalida; Peltospiridae. Bases 1 to 1299 code for a protein of 432 amino acids.